GGGGGGGGAGGGGAACACACCCUGAUUCUCUUUGUUUCUGAGCCCUGCUGCCCCUGACACAGGGCCUUGCCACCAGUCUGGCCUUUGGGUGGUUUCCCAGCCCAGACCUGCAGGCACCUGUCCUUGCAUAUGCUGGCCAGCACCAUGCCACAGCCUGAAAGAGCUGGCUAAGGUGCGCAGGCACUGGCCUGGGACACCACAGCCUGGGCCAGGGGGAUGGUAGCCCGGCCCAGCAGGAACAUUCUAGGCUGCACCCUGGGGUUACCCCUCAGCCACAGUCGCAUGGUGAGCGGAUACUAACUCCAGCUGCCAGGCCAAUGCCUGGGGGGUUGGGGAAGGGCAGGGGCUGGGUUUGGCAAUUGGCCCUGAAUACCGGACACCCUUGGCUUCGCCCUGGCCUGGCCUGGCUGGUGCCAUUCCGGGAGGGGCUGGCAAUCCUGCCUGGACAAUGGAUGUUUGGCUGGGGGAAUCGGGGUGCUCUGGGCUGCCCAGCCCACGCCCCUGCAGAUGCCAGCCUGCCCUCUACCCCUGGGAUCAUUGGGGCCCCAGCCACCUUGGGAGCUCCAUGGGGCAGCUGGUGACUGGCUGGAGAGGCCCAGACGCUCCCAAGGGCAAUGCCCAAGCAGGGGCACGGAGCAGCCUGUGGGUUGGGGGCUCAGACCUGUACAGUGGCUCACCCAGGCCCUCGGUGCCAGUGCCCCCAUGCCCUUGUCUGCAGACGCCAGGCUGGCCGUGCUGGGCAUGACACUUGGCUGUCCUGCCCCAGGGACCCCGUGAGCCCUGCCAGGCUCUUCCAGGCAGGCUCGCACCGGGGAGGAAAGCGAAAGCUGAAACGCCGGCACGCAGCUGCAGCGCUGGGCGCGAACCCAGCACAGGUCAAGGUCCUGGGGCUCGGGUGCAGUCUUCCCACGGGACAGGGGCCAGUCAAGGGCUUUCCUGUCUCAGCCGGGACACAUCCUGGUGCCCCGCCCAGAGUCUCCAGGAGCUGGGCCUGCGAGGAGGUUAGUGAGGGGAUGCGUGGGGCCAGCCUGGCUCCCGGCAGCCGCACCCAGCAGAGCGGCCCCGGCCCCGGCCCCGGCCCCAGCCAUGGGCGAGUGGAGUUUCCUGAGCUCGCUGCUGGACGCCGUGCAGGAGCACUCGCCCAUGGUGGGCCGGUUCUGGCUGGUGGUGAUGCUGAUCUUCCGCAUCCUCAUCCUGGCCACGGUGGGCAGCGACAUCUUCGAGGACGAGCAGGAGGAGUUUGUCUGCAACACGCUGCAGCCGGGCUGCAAACAGGUCUGCUACGACAAGGCCUUCCCCAUCUCCCACUACCGCUUCUGGGUCUUCCACAUCGUGGUGCUCUCGGCGCCCGCCCUGCUCUUCGUCAUGUAUGCCAUGCACCAGAGCGGCAAGCUGCGGCAGGGCGAGGAGGGCGGCUCCGCGGGCCCGCCCCGGCUGCAGCCCAGCCAGCGCACCCACCACGUCCGCACCUUCUACCUGGUCAACGUGGCCAUGCGCAUCCUGGCUGAGAGCAGCUUCCUGGUGGGGCAGUGGCAGCUGUACGGGUUCCACGUGGAGCCGCACUUCACCUGCCAGCGCUCGCCCUGCCCCCACUACGUGGACUGCUUCGUGUCCCGGCCCACCGAGAAAACCAUCUUCAUCCUCUUCUACUUCGUGGUGGGCGUGGUCUCCACCCUGCUCAGCCUGGUGGAGCUGGCCCACCUGCUGGCCAAGGACAGGUGCCAGAGGACAGCGGCCAACAAGCCCCCGGCCGCCUCCUACGAGCAGCAGGAAAACUGGUCCAACCAGGCGCACGAGCAGUGCCAGCACUUCCUGCCCCCGGGCAACGGGGGCGCCAAGGUGGCAGCCUGCAGCGUCCCCAACCACUACGAGCCCUCAGCGCUGUUCCGGCCCCAAGCCCCCUCCAUGGGCAGCAAGGCCUCCCAGGCCGCGGCCAGGGCCGAUUUGGUGGUCUAGGGCUCACGCUACGGCCCAACUCCCAUCUGUGCCAGUCACCAGGCCCUCCGCUUAGCAGGGCCACCGCAGCAAAACCAGUGACCUGAGCGGGACGUUCUCAGCCUUGAGUGGCCAGGGCCCGCGGUCCGUACCAGCCCCAUACAGCCUGGCAGAGACCUGCCCUCCUGCCUUGGGCGCACAGUCCCUGAGACUAGGGCACAAAGCCCCUCAUGCCACAAGCGGGCAGAGAGCUGAACUGGGUCUUGCCCUGGCAGGAAAGGAGCUGGCCCGGCUACAAGGAGUGACAGCGCGGCCCAUGGGUUCGAGCAUUGGGCUGGCACAUGGGAGAGCUGGGGUCUCGUUCCAGCUGGUGUAGGCGACCAGACGAGGGGCAAUGAACUGACCCAGCCCCUCUGCCUGCUGCUCAUCCGGGGGACGAAACUGUUCCCGAAGACAGGAAGCUGGGCGGGGCGGGCAGGGAUAGGGGGCUCUAGGGCCAGGCGAAACGGCAUCGCCAAUUUUUAUACCUUUGUGUGAAUAAACAGAAGAAAACUUUUUAAUUAAGAAA
Messenger RNA from Trachemys scripta elegans, 2503 nucleotides. It is a transcript of the gene GJD3, whose product is annotated as gap junction protein delta 3. Lineage: Eukaryota; Metazoa; Chordata; Testudines; Emydidae. Gene Ontology annotation, cellular component: connexin complex. Bases 1087 to 1956 code for a protein of 289 amino acids. Gene Ontology annotation, biological process: cell communication. The record is from RefSeq and is a predicted model, not a curated record. The transcript is spliced from 2 exons.